AUGGUGGUUCACAAGGUCGAGAAAUUGAUACCAAAUCUCGGACACAAGCAGAGGUACGUGGUACAUAUCAGAGCCCUUCUUCAAGCUCUAAAACACGGGCUCGAGCUUAAGAAGGUGCACCGGGUCAUCCAGUUUAACCAGAAGCCCUGGUUGAAGGGUUAUAUCGAUCACAACAGGAGUCUGAGAACUGCCGCCAAAAACGAGUUCGAAAAGGACUUCUACAAGCUUAUGAACCUCUUGGUGUUCGGCAAGACUAUGGAGAACCUGAGGAACCAUCACAACAUCCAGCUGGUUACCAACGAGGACAAGUAUACGAAAUUUGUCAUGAAGCCAAACUUCAAGGGUGAAAACUACUUCAGCAGCCACCUCAUGGGUGUGGAAAUGGGUAAAGCAGAGGUCAAGAUGAACAAACCGGUGUAUACUGGUCAAGCUAUUAUAGACAUGUCGAAAAUCGCGAUAAGUGCCUACGGCAAAGAUGAUGGCAGACCUCUCCCCAUUGGCAAAAACAAAAAGGUCGUAGGUCUCAUGAAGGAUGAGCUAAAUGGUAAAAUCAUGACAGAGUUUAUCACAUUGAGAGCAAAACUCUAUGCUUACAAGAGUCUCACGAAAGAGGGCGGCGAUCGCAAAGCUAAAGGUGCAAAGAAGUGUGUAACCAAAAAAUCCAUCACCUUUGAAGAUUACCGGCGCUGCCUAGAGGAUGAUGUCGAUGUAUACAAAACCUGGGUCUGCAUCCAGAAAAGGGCAUCAAAUCAAUAG
Molecule: messenger RNA, 756 nt
Organism: Hydractinia symbiolongicarpus
Lineage: Eukaryota; Metazoa; Cnidaria; Hydrozoa; Anthoathecata; Hydractiniidae
Exons: 2
Coding region: 1-756 (251 amino acids)
Source: RefSeq, a predicted model, not a curated record